This is a messenger RNA of Durusdinium trenchii, 2880 nucleotides long. The record is from the annotation of a GenBank genome assembly. Lineage: Eukaryota; Dinophyceae; Suessiales; Symbiodiniaceae.
AUGAGUCGCGUGAAUUGCUUAUGGCUGGCAUUUUUGGCCUUCUUGCCCUGUGUGCACUUGCAGCCCCUGGCCAAUGAGGUCUCAUUGGAAUUGGUCGAUUGGGAGUGUCGUCAGGUUGUAGGGCUCUUCAAUUGGAACAAACUUCGUGAGAUCGUGGUGGAAUAUGCGGACUUCGAGUCGCCCCUGGCGAUGACCGAGUUCACUGAGGCUGCCUUAGUCUUGCAAGACCCGGAAGCACGGAGAACGGCCUUUCAGGAAUGCCCGAUCGGUGCCAUUUUCUUGGCUUCUUUGAACUUGGGAAUUUGCUUGCACCGAGUCAUGGAGGAGGUCACCGAGUGUGAAGAUGUGGCAGACUUCCUGAUGGCGAGCAUGUUCCGCCGGGAGAUUCCCCUGGCAGUGAUCUUGACCUCCUCCUGGCCGGUGAGAAGCCCGCAGAAGAUGGUGUUCCUCUACGAGCGAGGAUCUCACAACUUGAGCACUUUCUGGCACUCACUUCAGCAUAGUCCCAGCUUGAACUGCGAAGAUGAUGAGUUCUUUGCCGGAUUCUUGAAGGACCUGAAUUGGGCCAUUGGUCAAGGCGAAUCGUUGGUGGGAAAACUCUCCAAGUGGCUAUUUGCUCCAAAAGUUCAGGAACUGGAGAUGGAUCAAUUGAGGCAAAGCAACUGGGAGCCUCCGUGUCGUCUUGGUUGGAUUGCCAUCAUGAUUCUGAAGGCAAGCAUUGGCUGGCAUACAGAACCUAGAACGUUUUUCACCUACGCCGAAUCCUUGAGACCUUACCUCAUGCUUUUGUCACCGUGGCACUUCUUGGGCUCCAGUUGGUUUUUGAGCAUGCUUUUGCCUCAUGUUUGUCAAUUUCACCGCACCGCCUUUCAUUUGGAUUUUGACCAGACCGAGCUUAUGGCGGAGACGCAUCCCAGCCUCGCUUCGAUGCUCUUGGGCUCACCAGCCAUGCGCCAAAGCGCGCAGGCCGUGCUCAGCCAUGCGCGGCCCUAUGUCGUUCGGGGCGAGCAGAGACUUUUGGUCUAUGCAAGCUAUGUUUGGGGUGAAGAUUAUGUGAGAUGGCUUCCUGCUUACGUAUCUCGAUUCCAUGAACUUGGCAUGCACAAUCUUAUCAUGUUCUGUGGUGAUGAAACUGCCUAUGAGAUGUGCCGCAGGGUGGAGGGAUCUGCGUGUGUUUUCUUGGAGACCAAGACGGGCCUCCACCGCUACACAAUCCCUUUGGCUCUCAUGAACAUGGGCGUGGAUGCCUUUGUUAUUGAUUUCGAUAUCUAUGCCUUCAAGAAUCUCACAGAAAAGUUGAUCGUUGAGCUUGAAAGCUAUCAAGAGACGCCCGAAUUCCUCGUGGGCGGAUCCUUCGGCGAUGCCUGCAUUUGCAAUGCCUUCGCAUAUUACAGAAGUACUCUGGCUGUGCGGGACUUCACGAGGACUUUGCUGGCAUGGCUCUAUCAGUAUCCUUUCCCGCAUGGGGUGACGCAGAAGGCGCUUUCUGCGUUCCUAGGCGAAGAACCAAUGCAGAAAACCACCGGCUCUGAGCCAUGGGUGGUGAAGGAGGAGAUCCUGGUGAAGCAAUUGCCUCCUGUGCCGCGGCUGAAGUGGUCUUUGCUGGAGCCCGGUGUGGAGUUCUCAUCCUCACGCAAGCUAGCAACCUCUGGCUGGGCAGGCCGGCAAGAAGACAUCGUGGUUUAUCAUUUCUUCCAUGGAGGGUGGUUGGCCUCCGAAAGCGCUGUAGAUGCGAAUGAACCUUGGGACGAAUUCGACAUUUUCUACAAUUUGACCUGUGAGGACACCGUGGAGGCCUGUGCUGCGCGUCGCGAGGCACGCAUCCGACGUCUUUUGGAGAAGUCCCGGCUGGGCGACCGACGGCCACCGACGAACAUCUCCUGUGAGACCUUGGAAGUCAUCGACUUUACCGUGACCCCCAGCGAUGAGAAGGGCAUGGACUUCACGGCAGCGUUGCAGAUGGAGCUGCUCGACAGUGCUUGGUCAGCUCUCAGGCCUGGCGGUGUGCUGAUUUAUUCCACAUGCACCCUCAACAGCAUCGAGAACGAAGAGAUUUGCGAGUACUUGCUCCAGAAGAAUGCCGUGCCCCUUCAAACAUCAGAGCUCGCAGGAUUGGGCGAACUUGGGCUGCAUGGCCAUGCUUUGCGGGUUUGGCCGCACAUGUUUGACACCGAGGGCUUUUUCUUAGCAGCUUUCCAGAAGGAGCAAGCCCAUGCUGCCGAGAUGGUCAGACCGCCUUCUCCACGUGCAUCUGUGCGGUGUAAGGAGCUUUUGAGCCCUUGGCCGCGGCUGCUUCAACAAUGUGGAGAUCGCUUCAUCGAGAAGGACGAAGGCAUCUAUUCGAUGCCGGACUGUCAACGCUUGCCAAAGCUGAUGCAGCUGGCGGAGGAAGAAGGUGUGUUGCUGCUGCGACGUGAUGGUGAUGAAUUCUAUUUGACCGAUGAGGCCAUUCUCCUUGGUGGCCGUGAGAUGGGUCCUCAAGACGAUGCUGCUUGGUGGCUGAACCUAUCAUCUGGUCUAGAGGGAAACCUGGGAGGCUUCAAUGCGCAGAUCGAUGCCCGGGCCGAGUUGGGCGACGUUCGAGGUGCAGAGGAAGUGAUGUCCCAUAUCCUUAAGCGAGGUCUUCACCCAGAUGUUGUCACCUACACCACCUUGAUAAAGGCCUACGGCCGGGAGUCCUCGAUGUCCUCAGCACAAAAGGCGGUGAAGAUCCUGGAAGAUGCACGGGAGGAUGGAAUAUGGCUGGAUAGCGCCGCCUUCUCCACGGCACUUUAUGCCUUGGCCAGGGCUGGAAGUCUCCAACAGUACUUCGACAGCAGUGUCUCCUGCGUUGACGCAAUGAGUUUGGUGCGGUUUGAGGUGCAUAGAAAUGAGUACUGA